AUGACCGAAGCAAAGGCAGAGCGGGUACAUGAGAUUACGGACUCUUCCUCUGAUGCUCUCAACGCGACUGUUGCCGCCGACAUCACCAAUGCCCCGCCCGCAUCCUCCCAACAUCAUUCCUUGAAGUAUCAUCUGCUAGGCCCUUCGCUCACCAAGUCUGGCCAGGAUGGCGUCGACCAGAAAAGGGUCUCCGAGAUCAUAUACAAUGCUUCGAAGGGUUCGAAGUACUUCACGAAUGAGGAGGCCAAGGACAAGAAUCUCACAGUCAAGAUCAACCGUAUCCUGGCCAAGAAGCGUGAGCUAGAGCGCAUAGAGGCUCAAGGCGGUCUCAAGAAUGACAUGAAGAAGGCGGACGACUACAUUACGCAGCUAGAAUCCAGUCGCGACCUCAGCCAGUACAUCAUACACUGCGAUUGCGACGCCUUCUACGCAGCGGUGGAAGAGCUUGACCGGCCUGAGCUCAAGGAGCUGCCUUUUGCCGUAGGAAUGGGCGUUCUGACGACAUGCAACUACAUCGCACGAAGAUUCGGUUGUAGAUCGGGAAUGGCUGGAUUUGUUGCGGAUAAGCUAUGUCCAGACCUCAUCCAUCUACCUCUUAACUUCGAUAAAUACACCGCCAAAGCCAAGGAAGUUCGCGCUGUGCUCGCUCAAUAUGAUCCUCGAUUUGAAAGCAGCUCCAUCGACGAGGCCUAUCUCAAUAUAACUCAAUACUGUCUGGAUCAUGGUAUGAGCCCGGAAGAUGCAGUGAGUCAGAUGCGCGAACAGGUGUUCCGCGAGACCAAAAUUACAAUAUCCGCGGGCAUUGCAGCAAAUGCGAAGCUAGCAAAGAUUUGCAGCAAUAAGAACAAGCCGAAUGGCCAGUUCAGAUUGCCGUCCCAGAGAUCGACCAUCUUGCAAUUCAUGCGGGAUUUGCCUACCCGUAAAGUCAAUGGCAUUGGUCGGGUGCUCGAGCGCGAGCUUGAUGCGAUUGGCGUCAAAACUUGCGGUGAUAUCUAUCCCCAGCGUCACUACUUAAAUCGUCUUUUCGGGGACAAGGCUUUCGAGUUCCUCAUGGGCGUAUAUCUUGGCCUAGGCCGCACUGACGUUCGACCGGCAGAGGAGUUCGAGCGCAAGAGCGUAGGUACGGAGAGUACGUUUCAUGACAUGUCUGAUCCCAAGGAACUUCGAGACAAACUGCGCCGGACCGCUGAAGAGCUGGAGAAGGACUUACAGAGGACCGAAUUCAAGGGACGCUGCCUGUGCCUCAAGAUUAAGUUGCACACGUACGAGGUUUACACGCGACAGGUGCAGCCCCCUAAAGCUGUCGGUGCCGCACAAGACCUGUACCACUUCGGUUUAGGCAUGUUGCAAAAGCUGGAGAAAGAGAUUCCUGGCAUGAAACUUAGGCUGAUGGGAUUACGGUGCACACAUCUCGUGUCAACGAAGAAGGGUGAUGUGGAUUUCUUCGGCCGAGCACGCCCACGUUCCCAGUCUCAACCCGUCGCAUCAAACAGAGGCGACGAUAAUCCCGCACAAGUUGAAUUGGAUGAAGAAGGUUGGCAGAAAUGGCCCGAUGCCGAGUUUGAGGAUGCCGCUCGGCAAGAAAGGGAAGAUGAAAUGGCAGAGCUGGAACAUCUUUCACAAGAAUACUCCGAAAAGCAGAAGCCAUCGAAUGAUAUCACAUACGAUCCUGAUGGCGAACCACAGGAUUACCGCAGAUACGGCAAUGGGUUUGCUUGGCGCUCGGUCCUUGAAGAAGAAGCGCGCAUAGCGGAACAGACGAGCCCGCCGCGCAAGCCUCCCGAACAGUGGAAUUGUCCCAUCUGCUCAGUACCUCAGCCGGCAGACGAGAAGUGUUUCAACGAGCAUAUUGACGGCUGUCUAUCGAGGCAGACAAUCAAGGAAAUCGUAAAGGAACCAACUCCAGCACAAAUGAUGCCACAAGGUCAGGCACACUCCAGCACCUCGAAGCGGAAACGAAGUAGGCCACGGGAUGACGGCGAAAAGCGACUCAAGAAAUCUUUCUUCACAUGA
This is a messenger RNA of Lecanosticta acicola, 2013 nucleotides long. The record is from the annotation of a GenBank genome assembly. NCBI's taxonomy places the organism in Eukaryota, Fungi, Ascomycota, Dothideomycetes, Mycosphaerellales, Mycosphaerellaceae.